Messenger RNA from Macrobrachium nipponense, 1087 nucleotides. Its product is annotated as pupal cuticle protein 36-like. The record is from RefSeq and is a predicted model, not a curated record. Bases 88 to 690 code for a protein of 200 amino acids. The transcript is spliced from 2 exons. Gene Ontology annotation, cellular component: extracellular region. Gene Ontology annotation, molecular function: peptidase inhibitor activity. Lineage: Eukaryota; Metazoa; Arthropoda; Malacostraca; Decapoda; Palaemonidae.
CGACUGCUCCUCUGCGGACUACAUAAGGAAGUAGUCUAUCUCCAGCACCAGACGCUGAAAUUCAGUCGUGCAGUGAUCUUGGCAGAGAUGAAGUUCUUCUGGGUUCUCCUUCUGGUGGCGGCGCCCUUCGCCGUAGCGGACGAUUCGGACAGCGAUGACGCUUCGCCGGACAGCAGCUCCUCGGCAGUUCAAGGGAGAACCGGGAGCAGCGGCGGAUUUACCCCCGCAGCCGCCCCUGCCCCUGCCCCCGCCGCCGCCGCGCCAGCCGGUGGUGCCCAAGGCAAUACUCGAUUUCUCGGCCUGGGCAACCUUCUCGGGGCUGGUCAAGCCCUCCUCGGCGGAGCCCUGGGCGCCAUUGGCAACCCAGGCUUCGGCGUAGGAUUCCAGCAAGGCUUCGGAGGAUUCGGAGGUUUCGGAGGCGGAUUCCAACCAGGCUUCGGAGUUGGGUGCCGGUACUCUUGCCGCGCCCCUAACGGCCAGUUCGUUUGCUGCGGCAACAGCGGAUUUGGCACCAAGCCUGGGCAGUGCCCGCCCAUCCGCCCCGUCUGCCCAGAUGUGAGGAACUUCGCCCCUCCCCAGCCGUGCAUCAUCGACCACGAAUGCACCGGUCUCGACAAGUGCUGCUUUGACACCUGUCUGGAGGAGCGAGUGUGCAAGCCACCUCACGGAAUCGGCGGUUUCGGUCGUUAGGAGGUAAAGGGCUCCUGUUAACUUAUAGGGUUCCUUCACGAUCAGGAAUUUUUCAGCAAAUUUACCUCUAAACCUUUCUUCUGCGAUGUAAAUAAUAAUUAUAUACGUAUGAAUUGAUAUGCAAUCAUUCUGCAGAAAUUAUAAUAUAUUACACUGAUGUACAUAAUUCGAAAUCAGAAUUGUUCUGCAAAAGUCCUUAUCAUUCUAACCUCUACGACGAAAUUAUCAGAAAAUUAAAUCAAUGCAUGUUUAAUGCACAUAUAACUGAUAUGUGCUCUGAUUAAACAUAAACCAUUAUAAAGACGAUGAUAAUAUAAUCACCAUCUUUCUACGAAUAUUUCUCUACUUCUAUCUUCUAUAAUGUAUAUAAAAACAAUAAAAUUAAUAUAAAUCUAAA